CGCCGGGCAGGCGCUCCGUCCCGACUCGCGCGCACGCCGAGUCCGCGACCGUCUGACCCCCCCCCGCUGCAUGAGAAGGAGAGGGGAGAGCGUUUUCGAGAGACCCUCGACGAUCACCUCGCGCGAACCGGACCUUCAAACGGACCGCGACUUUACCGUAGACUCCACCGAGGGGACCGCGACGAUGUCGAUGGACUACGGCCCGGCGACGGUCCGGGACAGGACCAAAGAGUUCGCCGCCGCCGCCGAGCGCGCGGCCAAAUCCUCGGGCGCGUCAUCCAUCGGCGGCGGCGAGGGCGGCCUCUCGUCAUCCGGGAUCGACGGCGCGGGCGCCUCGUCGUCGACGGGCGCCACCAGCGAGUUUGCGCGAAUGUCCGCGAGGAUCGGCCGCGGGAUCCACGCCACGUCGCAGAAGCUGGAGCGCCUGGCGCAGCUCGCCAAGAGGAGCGGAACCUUCGACGAUCCGUCGCGGGACAUCGCCGAACUCUCCGCGGUCAUCAAGCAGGACAUCACCGCGUUGAACAGCGCGCUCGCCGAGCUCCAGACGUUCGCGGCGCGCACGCAGGAGACGAAGCAAGGCCGGGAUCACUCCGUCACCGUGGUUGACACGCUCAAGUCGCGGCUGAUGGGCGCCACGCGAUCGUUCAAGGAGGUGCUCACCACGCGGCAGGAGGUGGUGAAGGAGCAGAACGAGCGCAGGGCGAGGUACGGUGGGACGUCGGCCACAGCUGUCGCGCCCGCGAACAUGUUUCGAAGAGCCGACUUUGGCGUCGGUCGGUCGCACUUCCCGCGCGCGACGCAUCAGACGGACGGCGCCGCGAGUGCCGACGGAAACAACAGUGGAACGACGGGCAGGUUCCAGCACAGGGGUGGCGUCGCGCAGGCAGGCGGGCUCCCCACGCACAGCGGCCGCGGCGGAUACGCCACCGGGGACGAUCAGACGCAAGGUCAGCUCCUGGUCGCGCACGGUCAGGAUCAGUACCUCAGCGCGAGGUCCGAGGCGCUGCAGAACGUCGAGCGGACCAUCACCGAGCUCGGUGGGAUCUUCCAGCAGCUGGCGACGAUGGUGGCGGAGCAGGGCGAGCUGGCGGUGCGGAUCGACGAGAACGUGAACGAGUCAGUGGCCAACGUGGACAACGCGCAGACGCAGCUGCUCAAGUACAUGAACUCGAUAUCGUCCAACCGGUGGCUCAUCAUGAAGAUCUUCGGCGUGCUCAUCUCGUUCCUGGUCUUCUUCGUCGUCUUCGUCGCCUAG
Messenger RNA from Micromonas commoda, 1255 nucleotides. RefSeq lists its product with no specific name. The transcript has a single exon. NCBI's taxonomy places the organism in Eukaryota, Viridiplantae, Chlorophyta, Mamiellophyceae, Mamiellales, Mamiellaceae. Gene Ontology annotation, molecular function: SNARE binding; SNAP receptor activity. The record is from RefSeq and is a predicted model, not a curated record. Gene Ontology annotation, cellular component: SNARE complex; Golgi membrane; endomembrane system. Bases 185 to 1255 code for a protein of 356 amino acids. Gene Ontology annotation, biological process: endoplasmic reticulum to Golgi vesicle-mediated transport; intracellular protein transport; vesicle fusion.